Candidozyma auris is the source of this 1686-nucleotide messenger RNA. RefSeq names its product sugar porter family MFS transporter. Gene Ontology annotation, cellular component: membrane. Gene Ontology annotation, molecular function: carbohydrate:proton symporter activity. The record is from RefSeq and is a predicted model, not a curated record. Gene Ontology annotation, biological process: carbohydrate transport; transmembrane transport. NCBI's taxonomy places the organism in Eukaryota, Fungi, Ascomycota, Pichiomycetes, Serinales, Metschnikowiaceae. The transcript has a single exon. The coding region runs from base 1 to 1686 and encodes 561 amino acids.
AUGGGCUUCAGUAAGUACGAAGAAAGCUUGGUCAAGCCCGCUUUGGCCUUCAGAAACUUCCUUGAUCGCACCCCCAACAUUACCAACAUCUACUUCAUAGCUUGUAUCUCGUGUAUAUCAGGGAUGAUGUUUGGUUUUGACAUUUCGUCCAUGUCGGCCUUUUUGGACCAGAAAGACUACCUUCGAUUUUUCAAUUCCCCAAGCUCCGACAUGCAAGGCUUCAUCACCUCUGCCAUGUCACUUGGAUCUUUCUUUGGUUCCAUGGCCACCUCGUUUGUGUCUGAGCCUUUUGGCCGUAGAGCCUCUUUGAUGAUUUGCGCCUGGUUGUGGAUUAUUGGUGCUGCUAUCCAGUCGUCAUCUCAAAACAGAGCCCAGUUGAUUAUUGGCAGAUUUAUUUCUGGUGCUGGUGUGGGUUUUGGCUCCUCGGUUGCUCCAGUGUACGGCAGUGAGUUGGCUCCCAGAAAAGUAAGAGGGUUCAUUGGCGGAAUGUUCCAGACCAGUGUCACCUUGGGCAUUUUGGUGAUGUUCUACAUCAGUUUCGGUUUGAGUCACAUCAACGGCGUGGCCUCCUUCAGAAUCGCCUGGGCCAUCCAGAUUGUGCCUGGGUUGCUUUUGGCCAUUGGUUUGUUCUUCAUUCCCGAGUCUCCAAGAUGGUUGGCCAAGCAGGGCUACUGGGACGACGCUGAAAAAAUCGUUGCUGACGUGAACGCCAAGGGUGACAGAGAAAACCCCGAUGUGCAGAUUGAGAUUUCUGAAAUUAAGGAACAGUUGUUGGUGGAAGAGAAUGUCAAAGCCUUCACCUUUGCCAAAUUGUUUUCCAAGAAGUACCUCCCAAGAACCAUUGUUGCUCUUUCUGCUCAGAUCUGGCAGCAGUUCACCGGUAUCAACGUCAUGAUGUACUACAUUGUGUACAUUUUCCGGAUGGCUGGUAUUUCCGGUAACGCCAACUUGGUUUCCUCUUCCAUCCAGUAUGUGUUGAACUUUGUGUGUACUGUGGCUGCUCUUUUCUUGAUGGACAAGAUCGGCAGAAGACCCUUGUUGCUUGGUGGUGCUGUGAUGAUGACCAUCUGGCAGUUUGCCGUGGCUGGUCUUUUGGCCACCUACUCUGUGCCAUACCCUGAUUCUGGUUCUACCUCGGUCACAAUCAAGAUUCCUGAUAGCGAUAAGCCUGCCGCCAACGGUGUCAUCGCCUCAUGCUACUUGUUCGUUUGUUCGUUUGCUGUUUCCUGGGGUGUGGUUGUGUGGGUCUACGUUUCUGAGAUGUGGGGUGACUCUGUUUCCAGACAGAGAGGUGCUGCCUUGGCCACUGCCGCAAACUGGAUCUUCAACUUCGCCAUUGCCAUGUUCACUCCACCUGCUUUUGCCAACAUCAACUGGAGAACCUACAUUAUCUAUGCAGCAUGCUGUGUGGCCAUGUUCAUCCAGGUGUUCUUCUUCUUCCCUGAGACCAAGGGCAAGAGAUUGGAGGAGAUUGACCAGAUCUGGACUGAGAAGGUUCCAGCAUGGAAGUCGGCCAGCUACAAGCCUGCCGUUCCUAUCUUGUCUGACGCUGAGUUGGGUGAGAAGAUUAGAACUCAACAUGCCGAGAACAGCUCUCAGUUGCUUAAUUCGCUGAGUCACUCGACUGCUGAGAAGGAGGCUGUCGACCAUUUGGAAGAUAACAAUAAUGUCUCCGAUAGAGUUUGA